Pseudoliparis swirei is the source of this 1162-nucleotide messenger RNA. It is a transcript of the gene pgam2, whose product is annotated as phosphoglycerate mutase 2 (muscle). The transcript has 3 exons. Gene Ontology annotation, biological process: glycolytic process. The record is from RefSeq and is a predicted model, not a curated record. Gene Ontology annotation, molecular function: intramolecular phosphotransferase activity. Bases 124 to 891 code for a protein of 255 amino acids. Lineage: Eukaryota; Metazoa; Chordata; Actinopteri; Perciformes; Liparidae.
CUAUAAAAAGGCCGUGGUAUGCCGGCUCGGGCUCACUGUCGGUCAGACGGUGUGUGUGCAAGUUAGAAAGAGCUGAGAGAACUCCGUUAGCUUCAAGUCAAACUCACGAGACGCACUGUAAACAUGGCCGCCGCCCAUCGUUUGGUCAUCGUCCGCCACGGUGAGAGCACCUGGAACCAAGAGAACCGCUUCUGCGGCUGGUUCGACGCCGACCUCAGCGAGAAGGGGGUGGAGGAGGCCAAGCGUGGAGCCCUGGCCAUCAAGGACGCAGGCCUCAAGUUUGACGUGUGCUACACCUCCGUGCUGAGACGGGCCGUGAAGACCCUGUGGACCAUCAUGGAGACCACGGACCAGAUGUGGCUGCCCGUGAUCCGGACCUGGCGCCUGAACGAGCGCCACUACGGAGGCCUCACCGGCCUCAACAAGGCCGAGACGGCCGAAAAGCACGGCGAGGAGCAGGUGAAGAUCUGGCGCCGCUCUUUUGACACCCCUCCCCCACCCAUGGAAAAGGACCACGCCUACAACAAAGUCAUCAGUGAGUCCCGGCGCUACAAGAACCUGCAGCCCGGCGAGCUCCCCACGUGCGAGUCACUGAAGGACACCAUCGCCCGCGCCCUGCCUUUCUGGAACGACAUCAUCGCGCCUCAAAUCAAGUCGGGGAAGAACGUUAUUAUCGCUGCCCACGGCAACAGCCUGCGUGGCAUCGUCAAGCACCUGGAGGGCAUGUCCGAUGCCGCCAUCAUGGAGCUGAACCUGCCCACGGGAAUCCCAAUUGUGUACGAGCUGGACGCCGACCUGAAGCCCAUCAAGCCCAUGGCUUUCCUCGGCGAUGAGGAAACCGUGAAGAAGGCCAUGGAGGCCGUGGCCGCCCAGGGCAAAGCCAAGAAGUAAGCCAAGAAGAAGGCAGAAAGAAAAAGACUGUUCCCCCUUGGAGCUGCAGCCUUUCCCCCGGUGCAGCCAUCUUUGUAGUCCAUUCCAGCUACGGACACGGUGAAAGGUUCUUUUGGAGACGGGCCGUAUUCAGCACAUGAGCCCGGUUUGUUUCAGUGACAGAGGACCUGUCCAUCAGAGCUGACGGCCCGGUCACACAUCACUCAGCCCUUUUACAUAGUGGUCAGGGCCUCACCGUUCUGGCACAACCAAUAAAGAAACCAUGUUUUUA